ACACUCACUGAUCAGAUCACAGACACACAUGUGUGUUCAUGCUGAGCUCUGAUCUGGACUGGGAGAAAAAAGACAGAAAAAUACAGGAUGACAGACAGGAUAGGAGAGAGACAGAUGUGCCUCUAUAUAAGAGAGAGUGAGACAGUUCACAUAUGAAGCUGACGGAGAGACGCAGUGCCCACGUUUAUUCACUUUUCUCGUGAUCCUGGUUUUCCACUAAAACAACCUAAAGUACAGUCUGAGGUGACUGUCUGAUGUAAUAAUAAUGAGUGUGUUGUGGAGUGUGUAUCUGGCUGUGACGCUCGUCUCACACACACUCUGCACUCUCUCACCUGAAAACGAGGUACCACUGCACACAACAAUCUGGCUGAGUGAUGGCAAGAUCACACCUGUCCACCUGAGUAAAGGACAAACACACAGGCUCCAUUUUACACUGAGCAAGAGGACGACAGAUCUGAUGCUCACAGUUUCUCCCUGUUCAGGAAGUGUAGAGUGGAGUCUGACGGCACACACACUGAAGGACAAACCAGCCAAGGAUCAUUACUGGAGUUUUAAGAAGAGCGAGCCCGAAGUGUGGUGGAGAAAAACAGCAAGUGAGAAGACACUUCAUACUUACUCAGGCAGUGCUGUGGACACUUACGAGGGUCCAGCGCUUCACCCAGUCUCCGUCUACACACUGCGGAUUAAAGCAAAACAGGAAGACACACAUGCACAUGUUUAUCUCCAUGAAGGACCCACACCAUGGGGAGUGUUUCCAGAGUUGCCCUUUGACCCCAGAGUGCACGUGCUCGGGGUCGGAAUGAGCAGUGUGACACUGACCUGGAGCCCAAGUCCAUCUGUCACCAAAGCACUACACACACACAUACAUGCACGGCCGUAUGAGUACUGCGUUACUGUAAACCGCAAACACAACUACAGGAGCCUGUGUGCCGCACAAGAGGAGAAAGGGGGGAUAAAAGACGAGGGGAAGAAAAAAGUUGUGGUCAAACUGGACAGAUUCAACGAGUGUGUGUGUGUUUGUGAAGUGGUGGAAAGUGUGUGUACUGUCUCAGAGCUCCUCCCAAACACACUCUAUUACUUCGAUGUAUUUGUGAUUGACAGAAUGAAUGGCACCAGCGCAGCAUACACGGGAAUGGUUGCACACACACAUGCAGAAUCACACACACAUGCAGACCCACACCCAUUCACAGACCCACACACACUCACAGACCUACACCCACACAGCGUGACCCCACUGAGAGAGGGGCAGGUGCAGUUGGUCACACUGAAAUCUGGGGCCGAUGAGAGGCGGAGUUUCCGUUUUCGGCCUCGUGGUGGGCAGAAGAAUGGCCUGCUCACACUGCAGAGCUGCAACAACACACACACACUCACACACACACUCUCUGUUUCAGUCAUGGCCCGAGGAAAUGUGCUGACAUCACAGGAAGUGGGAGAUCAGCUGGUCCAGAUGUGGCUGCAGGGGUUCUCAUCCUACCUGAUCCAGCUCCGACUCUCUGCUCGAAACACACAAGCAGCAGAGAGAAAGACUUUGUGUCUGAAAAUGCAGGCGUCGUCUGCAUUCCACCGCCGGGGGGCGCCGGCGUUGCCAAACACACUCCACAUCAAGAGCUUUAACACACUGCGCACCUGCAGCUCCGUUACACUCGCAUGGAUGGGAACCGAGGAACGAGGACUGUACUGCCUCUACAGACGCAGAGUGGACGGGCAGAGUGAGACAGGUGGAGAGAGGCGUGAGACAGGUCAAAACAAAGAGAUACGGGGUACACAGAGAAGUGAGACAGGUGGAGAUGGAGUGAUACGGGGUAGACAGAAGUGUGAGACAGGACGAGACAGACUGGUACAGGGUAGACAGACAAGUGAGACAGGUGGAAACGGAGUGAUAUGGGGUAGAACAAGGAGUGAGACAGGUCAAGACAUAGUUAUAUGUAGUGAACAGAAGCGUGAGACCGGUCGAAAUCGAGUGAUACCUCGUGAACAUAGGAGUGAUACGGACCGUUGUUUAGCACCAGAGUCUCGCCCUCCUGAUCAGCGCGUGCUCUGUAAAUACUUCCAGGAACUUGAUGCACGCCGUGCUGUUACUACGGCAACAGUAGGUGGGCUGGAGGCGGAGACACUGUAUACGUUUGAUAUUUAUUUGAUGAGACGAUGGGCACUUCCUGUUAAAUACCGCAGCAAGACAGUGCGUACCAGGAGAGACUGCUGAGAACCACACACACACACACAACUGCAAAAGCCCACUGGCCAUUGUUGCUGUUAUAAUGAUGAUGUGUUCACACAGGACUGUAGCAAACACACUGCAAUAUCACACCUGUCCAUUGCUGCCGAGAGCGAGAGAGAGAGAGGGAAGACUCAGAGUGAGACAAAAUCAUAAAGAGAGACACAGGCAGACGGGAAAUGGAAAUAAAAAUGAGGGACAAAGAGACAGAAAGAGAAAAAAACAGGUACAGAGACAAAUGUGUGCUGCAUGAUGAAAUAAUUCGUCUUCACUGUGUUUGUGUUUGUUGUGCUUCACUUUUAUGCACCAAUAAAAACAGAGAUACAGAUCCUCACGGCUCAGCUCAUUUCCUGUACAUCACAGCUGAGGAUCAUUCUGCUUUUUCUUAAUUCUCUAAUUCAUUUGCUUCUGUUCACUCACUCCCACUCAUUCACUUGUAUGACAGGUGCUACACACAAUCUAAAGCUAAUAAUACAUUGAUUAAAAAUGUGUUUUGAUUUGACAAAAAAAAAACAUAAGUAAUUGUUAAUAUGGUGAAAUUGUCUGUAAGUCUCCAGUGUC
Ictalurus furcatus (blue catfish) is the source of this 2776-nucleotide messenger RNA. It is a transcript of the gene ndnfl, whose product is annotated as neuron-derived neurotrophic factor, like. The record is from RefSeq and is a predicted model, not a curated record. The transcript is spliced from 4 exons. Bases 266 to 2203 code for a protein of 645 amino acids. NCBI's taxonomy places the organism in Eukaryota, Metazoa, Chordata, Actinopteri, Siluriformes, Ictaluridae. Gene Ontology annotation, biological process: extracellular matrix organization. Gene Ontology annotation, molecular function: protein binding.